AUGGUUACCACCACUUCUGCUGACCCGUCUUCGACGUCGCCGGUCAAGGGUGGCGCAGGAGCGGCUCUUGAAAACCAGAACCAGAGCAUAGAAAACUUCGCAGCUUCGCUGUCGACUGCAGCUGUUAUUUUCGGUGUGCAGAUCGCCUUUUUCUUAAUCCUCAGUGGCAACUGGAAGCUACACAAGACAAAACCUCGUCAUGCCGAUCAAAAUGACAAGGCAGUAACGCGACAAAGCCUGUUCCACAAAAUCUACUACUACAAGACGGCCUUUGUACCAGUAGCCAAGCGCAUCUCGGCUCCCGUAACCGCAAUCGAAUCAUUCAAGAAUGUAUUCACCAUUAGUGACUCGGAGCUUGUUCGCAUCGCUGGCGUCGAUGGCUAUCUCUUUCUCCAAUACCUGCAGCUCCUGCUCCGCAUCUUCGUACCCAUGGCACUCGUCAUAUUGCCCAUCCUUCUGCCCAUAAACCGAAUAGGCGACGAGCCCGAGAUAUCGGGCUUGGAUUCCUUUGCAUGGCCUAAUGUAGGCGUUCCAGAAAAGCACAAUCGCCUAUGGGCGCACUUAAUCUUGGCCGUAUGCGUUAUUGUCUGGGUGUGCUUCAACUUUUAUCUAGCCCUUAGGCAGUUUGUGCGCCUAAGGCAGACUGUACUUACAAGGCCUGAUCAUCGCAUUCGAGCUUCCGCGACCACGAUUCUUGUCCAGAGCAUUCCUAAGAAGUGGCUCACCGUCGCCGCUCUGGAUGCGCUUUAUGAUGUUUUCCCGGGUGGCAUCAAGGAUAUCUGGAUCAAUCGCGACUACGACGAACUCAUGGAGAAAGUCGAGAAGCGAACCAAGAUCGCGCGCGCGCUCGAAGCCGCCGAGACGAACCUCAUCAUCGCAUGCACCCAGAAGCACAAGAAAAUGGAAGAGAAGGCAGCGAAAGAAGCGGGCAAAAAGAAAAAGACCAGAAAAGAGAAGAAGCAGGACGAGGCCAUGCAGAACCAUGCUAUCAAUCAGGAAACCCACGACCACGGUGUGGAUGCUGGUAACCCUCACGAAAUCGAACAACAACUUCAAAAGGUCCUUGAGGAGUCCCCGUCAUCGUCGUCCUCUUCCUCGCGGUCAAGUUCCCCGGAUCGUAAGCGUGCCAAAUUACCCAUCGCCUUUCUAGGGGAUGGCAUGCACGCUGUUGGCGAGGGAUUUCGUGACGUGGGUGAAGGGGUUGACCGCUUCAAUAAGAAGGUUUACGGCGGUGUACGAGGUGUAUUUGUGGGAAAGCAGCGUCGUGUUCAGCCACAAAACCAAGAACCAGCCAAACCCGAUGGCAACGUCGACGGCAUCGAUGCCGCUAUAGAAACCUCGCCACUCUCCGCCGACUUUCAACAGCGAGGUGCAAGUACCGAUACUGAUACCCCGCUUGCGAAAAAAGAAACCUUUGGUUCUGACGGUACUGCGAGCGGCCCAAAUUCGCCCAAGACGGAACUCAAGGCACCGGCAGCCGAGGAGGAUGAACAGAAACCUGCUAAUAUCGGGUGGAAGCAUCCUUUCCAGACGCUCAAGGCUGUCUACGUUGGUCAUGGCGACUUUGUGAGCCCAAAGCCUUUCCAGAAAGAGGGAGAAGAACUGCCACUAGAAGUCAAGGACCCUGAAAAGACCAAAUAUAAUAUGUCUGGACUGUACGACGAGUCCAUGGAAGAGGAUGGCGAAGACGCUCUUUGGAGAAAGUACUUGAGGCCAAAGGACCGAGAAACCAUGCGUAUCCCAUUGUUCAACUGGUCAUGGUGGCCCUCCCUUCCGCUCAUUGGCAAGAAGGUGGACACGAUUUAUUACUGCCGCAAGGAACUCGCGCGCCUCAACGCUGAGAUUGCUGAUGAUCAGGCUCACCCGGAGCGGUUCCCGUUGAUGAACUCGGCCUUUAUUCAGUUCAACCACCAGGUUGCAGCGCACAUGGCUUGUCAAUCGCUCAGCUACCAUAUUCCUCGACAAAUGAACCCGCGAACUGUAGAGGUCAACCCCAACUACGUCAUGUGGGAGAAUUUGACCAUGAAGUGGUGGGAGCGCUAUCUCCGCAUGUUUGGUGUCGUUCUCAUCAUCGUCGGACUCAUCAUCUUUUGGGGUAUCCCUGUCACGUUCACGGGAGCCUUAUCCCAGAUCGAGACACUUACCGAUACGCUGCACUGGCUGCGAUGGCUCGAAACACUCCCCGGAUGGUUGCUUAGUUUCAUCCAGGGUGUGUUGCCGCCGGCGUUUUUGGCUAUUCUCUUCGCUGUACUACCUCUGAUCCUGCGAUUCCUCGCUGGUGUUACGGGUACAACCACGCUAGGCGAACGAGAGUUGCUCGUCCAGAACUUCUACUUCGCCUUCGUGUUCGUCCAAUUAUUCCUCGUCGUGUCCAUUUCGACCGGUAUCACUGCCACCAUCGACACCCUUCUCCAAAAUCCUACCAGCGUCCCACAAACCUUGGCGAAGAACUUGCCCAAGGCGGCCAACUACUUCUUCUCUUACAUGAUUCUACAAUCUCUUAGUAUCAGCUCUGGUACUCUGCUACAGAUUGGUGCUGUCGUCGUCAUCAUUUUUCUCCGUUUCCUCGACACCACGCCGCGAGAGAAGGUGUCUAGGGUGCUGCAAAGGCCUGGCAUCAACUGGGGUACCAUGAUACCUGUUUACACCAAUUUUGGUGCAAUCGGUAUCAUCUACUCUGUGGUUUCGCCCCUUAUCCUUAUAAUGAUGUUGAUAACAUUCAGUCUCUUCUGGUUCACCUACCGUUACCAGAUGAUCUACGUGAGUUAUGCCAAGGCCGAAACCAAUGGCCUUAUUUUUCCAAAGGCGGUCAACCAACUCUUUACUGGGCUUUACUUUCUGGAGCUGUGCCUUGUUGGUUUAUUCUUCCUUCAAGAAGACACUCAAGGCAGACAAUCAUGUUUCCCUCAUGCUGUCAUCAUGAUCAUCAUGGGCAUUUUCACUGUUCUUUUCCAGGUUGUGCUCAACAGAGCUUUCGGUCCUCUGUUCACGUACCUACCGAUCACGUUUGAGGACGAGGCGGUCAUGAGAGAUGAAGAGUGGCAGCGAGCACAGGCCAGUCGCUGGGAGAAGAACAACAAUUCCGAACACCAGUCUCUCAAUUCCCAACAAGACGGUUAUUGGCCAGCGGAUGAGCACGAACAAGCACAGCGCAACGAGCAGAACAAGCAACAACACGAAUCCUACGAGCUCAGCAACCUCGACGGCAACAUACAAUCCGCUGGCUACGCCCAAUCACCCCGCCCCAACACUUCCCGCAAAACCAGCUGGGCUAACCGCUCCCGCCGAAGCUCCCACUCGCGCUCGCAAAAGAAAUCUCAAAAACACAAGGAUCCCCUCGACAUCCUCGCCAACACGCUGAAAAAGGGCCUCGACGACGUAGCCAAGCCUAUCCGUGAUGCCGAAGCUCAGGUCCUCCCCGCCGGCAACCUCUUCGACGAAGUCGACGACGAGCUCGCAGAUAUUGAACCCGAAGCCCGCCAAAAACUCAUCAAGCGCUCGUUUCAACACCCGGCUUCCCGCGCCAUUCAGCCCGCCGUCUGGAUCCCGCACGACGAGCUCGGUGUCGCUAAGGACGAGAUUGAGCGUACGAGUGCGUUUACUAAGCGCGUGUGGAUUACGAGUGUGAAUGCGCGGUUGGAUGCGGGGGGCAAAGUUAUCUAUCGAGGAUUGCCGCCGGAUCGCGAUCCUUUUGAGAAUAUUGAGGUGUAA
This is a messenger RNA of Pyrenophora tritici-repentis Pt-1C-BFP, 3711 nucleotides long. RefSeq lists its product as uncharacterized. Lineage: Eukaryota; Fungi; Ascomycota; Dothideomycetes; Pleosporales; Pleosporaceae. The record is from RefSeq and is a predicted model, not a curated record.